AUGAACCGCUCGUUGUUGCAUGGCGCUCCGCCGCGGGGCGCCCCUCAGUCUGCAUGGAGCGGCCAAGACGCGCGUAGUAGCCUCGCUAUUCAGCCUGCAGCCAAUGCUGGCAAUUUCAAGCUCAAGAAGAAUGCUGUCAAGAUCGUCGGUGCUGCAAGCCCUAGACCCGCAGUCCCUAUGCCAGAACCUGUCAAGGCAAAGGCUAAAGAAACUGACGCACACGCACUUACGAUGCCUAAGUUGACGCCGGCCACUCCUACUCCAGCACCUAGGCCUGCUCCAUCCAAGAUCGAGGUUUCCGAGCAGAACAGUGCUGAAUCAACUCUUGAAAGCAUGUUCUCCCGCCUCACAACUCGGAGCCCUGCUACUACAUCUCGUGCCACUGAAGGCAUCUCGCUAGCUGGACCCGACAAAUCCAUGUUUUCGUUCGAGGGUUAUUCAGACACUGCAGACCGCGGCUAUCUGGCUAAACAGCCUGUGUCUCUCGCCAAGCCGACACCUUCAGGAACUUCUAACGCAACUGCGCUUCCAGAGAACAAGACAGAGCCAGCCAAGAAGAAGUACCAAGAGGAAGCUAAGAACACUACGCCCGGGCAGGACAUGGCACGAGAGGAUCUUGAGCAAGAAUAUCUGCGCAUAGCCAGUGAGUACGUUAGUGCUCUGCCGGCUGGUCAGAAUACCACAGUGCAAGCUAUCAAGGCUGUAUCGAAGAAGCUACGCAGUUCGUACAUCCCGGAUGUUAAGCUUGACACCAAGAGCAACGAGACUCUCAAGGCACGGUACGUCUUCGCCGUAAUCAGCUAUGUCAAUCGGAUUGCCAAGAAGGGGGCAACAGAGCUCACCACGGACUUCGUAAAGGAUGUCUUGAAAGGCAAUGAUGGUUGCUUCCUCGGUUUGUGUGCCAUACUGGUGGAGAAGAAGUACAUCGCACUUGACAAUCUCGACGACGUGGCAGGCUUGUGCAAGACUAUUCUUGAUAUCCUCCCCAAGCCAGACCGUGAGGUUGCGAUUAUGACUACGACUGUUCCUGCAGUUGAGGCAGCUAGGUCGAUUUACAACGAUCCCAUGGACAAGGUGACAGCAUGGCCGACGCAAGAGAAGCGCGAAAAUGCCGCUAGCUAUCGUACAUGUAUACUCAAGGGUGUCUCCGGUAUCACCAGCAUCAAUCAGCUACAAGCUCUUGUCUGGGGUGGUAGGCUCGAGUCCAUCUCCAUGCCAGAGACAGGCUCCAACUUUGCCCUUGUCAAGUUUCUUACACCAGAUGCAUGCCAGAAGUACUUUGAGGCCACCGAGAACGGUAUCGAAGUUGCAGGAGACAAGAAGACGGUCAUCUUCGUGGAGCGGACGGCUGGCCCCAACUCCAUAAACGACGUGAUCCGCAACUGCAUCGAAGGUGAUGCCUCUCGCUGUGUGCGAGCCGUCCUAGGCGUCGGUGACGAGUGGUCCGAUACAAAGCUGAUGGAGAUUGCUUGUGGGAAGGGUCAAAACAAGCGUGAGGUGGAUCGCAUCAAGCGCGGUAAGACCACACGAGACUACAAUUUCGUCGAAUUUCGUUUCGCCAGCAUCUUCCACGCCCUUAACUUCAAGCGCCAGCUAAUGGGGAAUGAGGAAUUCGAGCACUGCACCAUUGGCUACGCUCCAGAUCCCUGCGAGACAGCCUGCGGCGUUCACUACAAGGAUGAAGAUGAGUGA
Cucurbitaria berberidis CBS 394.84 is the source of this 1692-nucleotide messenger RNA. RefSeq lists its product as uncharacterized. The coding region runs from base 1 to 1692 and encodes 563 amino acids. The record is from RefSeq and is a predicted model, not a curated record. The transcript is spliced from 4 exons. NCBI's taxonomy places the organism in Eukaryota, Fungi, Ascomycota, Dothideomycetes, Pleosporales, Cucurbitariaceae.